Molecule: messenger RNA, 1701 nt
Organism: Exserohilum turcica Et28A
Lineage: Eukaryota; Fungi; Ascomycota; Dothideomycetes; Pleosporales; Pleosporaceae
Exons: 2
Coding region: 1-1701 (566 amino acids)
Source: RefSeq, a predicted model, not a curated record
AUGUCCCUCGACGACGUCCGAGAACGUAUCGUCUCCCAUGGCGCUGGACCUCAGCUCGAUGCCUUACCACCAGCAGGAUCCAUGACGUGGGUUCCAUAUUCAGUUGGAAACCCUACAUUUGGCCUGGCCAUUGCCCAUCCAGAAGGACGUCAAAUACUCGCCUAUCUGACUCGCUAUGGCGACAAACCGCGGGAAGUGCGCUAUUGUACCAAGAACUUUGACCGGCACGGCAACAAAUCUACGUUGAUUAUGACAAUAACACAAGAUGAAGUCAUGAAAGAAGACCUUGAUCCGCCUUUCAAAUACUUUGCCUUCAACACAAAACUCAUGAAGCGCAAGUUCAGCAUGCUUAUCCGCUGGUAUUUUCUGUCACACGGCCUGAUUGACACCAUCGAGGGCGGCGAUAUGGACGACUUUUGCAAAGUAUUUGCAUCUGCAAUAAGAAGUAUUGAAAACGAAAAGCGCCGCGAAACCCUGGAAGAAAGUCCGGAGCCCGAAGACGCAGACAGCACAUGUGACGUGCAUGAGGACAAACGCGAUCAUACAUCUAACGUGCUGACUAGCGCCGGAACUGAACCCCAGAGCCCUUUACUUCGGUCAUCAGUCCCACGGGGCGGAAAAGACAAUCCUGACCUGCGGCGCAUCCUGGAAUACUUAAAAUAUCACAAUGCGUUAUAUCUUUUGGACAACCUGCCAGAAGCGCAUGAAAUGCAGUUUGUCAGCCAAACAUCUCAACCGGACGGUCAACCCAAGAAGUUGUUUGUUGGAAGCGAGGCAAAAUCAGGACACGACAUCUACGCGUACAUGGUAGCGCUAGCGCGUGGGUUCCACGAAGUCCGAUUUUAUGUCGAAAAUCCCAACGAGGAAGAAGAAGAGCACAUGAAAAGCGAGAUAGUAGCCAAACAGCGCAUCCUACACCCUUUCAGCAAGUGCUACCCAAAGCCGCCCGGCAUCGUGGAGCAGUCGGAUCGAGCCAGACUAACGCUCAUGGUCAAAUUCUACUUCAUCGCCGCCGGCAUCGCUACCGACUGCGUGCUCCGGGAAACGAAAAAGUACCCCGAGCGUCUGCGCGUCGCACUAGAUUACAUUGCCGACCGCAUGGGCCCCGCGGCCGUCAAGCCCCCCAGCAGCCACACGGCCAUGACCGACACAACCAUCCCAAGCGAGCCACCCGCAAGACACAGAUUAUCCAGCGAGAGCUCCUACAUCGACGAAAGCGACAUCCAAUCCACACUAGCCUGCGAGCCGCCCCGCGCAUUCCCCAUCCACACGUCCAUCGGCAGCAGUAGCGCACAGAAACCACCCAUGUCCUCCUCGCACCUCCCGUCCCUCCCUACCUCCUCACCCCGCCCCGCCCACACAUCCAUCCCGCCACCCGACCCCGCCCCAUCCACCGACGCAGACAUCAUCACCACCACCACCACCACCAACCCGGCAUCCCACGGCAUCAAGCGGUCGACCGAAGACGCCGAAUUCGAAGACCUCGCCCGCAUGGUGAUGAAGGAGCAAACCCUCACCAAGGAAAUCAACGCCCUCCAGCACGACCUCGACGUCCUCGAGGAACACAAGCGCGCCUGGCUCGAAAAAUGGGCAAAGGAAUUCGACGCCCUCACCGCCAAGAAAAAUGCCGUCGUCGACGAAAGAUCCCAGGUUCGCAAGCUGUUCAAGAGGCAGCGCUUGAGUUCCACUGAUACAGAGUGA